Molecule: messenger RNA, 684 nt
Organism: Miscanthus lutarioriparius
Lineage: Eukaryota; Viridiplantae; Streptophyta; Magnoliopsida; Poales; Poaceae
Source: the annotation of a GenBank genome assembly
AUGUCGACGUCCAUGGCCACCACCACGCCCACGACGAUAAGGGCCACGGCGCCAGUGAAGCCCCGCGCCGCGGCUAUGCGCAGCUACCUCCUCCUCCUCCCCUCCACCGGCCGCCGCAGCGUCGCGGCGUGGUCUGCGAAGAAGAAGAACCCGUGGCUGGACCCGUUCGAUGACGGGCCCGACGAGGAGUUCGACUACCAGGGCAUGUUCUCCGGCGGGAAGCAGGAGGAGGACCCGCGCCCGCCCGAGAACCCUGCGAACCCGUACGGGUUCCUGCGGUUCCCGCAGGGCUACAACCCGGAGCUGGACAGCCUGGCCUCCAAGGUCCGCGGCGACGUGCGGCGCGCGUGCUGCGUCGUGUCGGGCGGCGUGUACGAGAGCGUGCUCUUCUUCCCCGUCGUGCAGAUGGUCAAGGACCGGUACCCCGGCGUGCUGGUCGACGUGGUGGAGUCGGCCAGGGGCAAGCAGGUGUACGAGAUGCGCAAGAACGUCAGGUACGCCAACGUCUACGACCCCGACGACGACUGGCCGGAGCCCACCGAGUACACGCACAUGCUCGCAAGGGCCGGUGGUGAUGUAGGAGACGCGACAUCAAGGCAUCAAGCUCGUCAGAGCCUGGGAGAUGAGAUUUCCUUAAAUUACUCGUAUUGCAUUGUUGCAUUUUUUUUACUUGUGUAUAUUUAA